This is a messenger RNA of Rattus norvegicus (Norway rat), 10270 nucleotides long. It is a transcript of the gene Grik1, whose product is annotated as glutamate ionotropic receptor kainate type subunit 1. The record is from RefSeq and is a predicted model, not a curated record. Gene Ontology annotation, molecular function: signaling receptor activity; glutamate-gated receptor activity; ligand-gated monoatomic ion channel activity. Gene Ontology annotation, biological process: monoatomic ion transmembrane transport; L-glutamate transmembrane transport; monoatomic ion transport. NCBI's taxonomy places the organism in Eukaryota, Metazoa, Chordata, Mammalia, Rodentia, Muridae. Gene Ontology annotation, cellular component: kainate selective glutamate receptor complex; plasma membrane; membrane.
UAUGCGCGCUACUGAGUGUGUCUGGCUGGGUUAGUAGGGUUGGCUGGGGCGGGCAGUAAAUAAAGGGUGGGGCCAAAAGGGGAGGAGGGAAAGCAGGACUGAGAAACAAGCAAAAGCCGGGGUUCUAUCACAGUAAACCUGCUGGAGCUCAUCCUGCCUGGUCUGAGCGCUGCACCAAUUCACCCAGUUCCCUGUCUCCUUGGGUGUCAUCUUCCCCCUUUUUCUCUCUUCCUCACUGCACCCUGAACCCUCUCCCCACUCCCCCACCCAUCACUUCUGCAUCUGACCAGAGGACGAAUGAGUGAGACGUUACAGCAAACCGAGGUAGCAACUUUCCUCAGCUGGUCUCUGGGCUCCAGGAGCAGAAUCCUGCCGAUUCUUGGAGGUAUGCAGCCCAUGGAGGAGGAGGAGGACGAGCAGUGAUGGGCUAACGACCGGUGCAAGAAGCCCCAAGCAGCUCGCUCUAGGAAGCCCGCUUCACGUCCCCACGCUUGUUCCCUCCACCUCGCUCUCCUGAGAGCAGAGAGCGCGCGGUGUGCAGACUCGGAGCAUUCCGGGAGGAUGAGGCGGGGACCCAGCCCAAGUUGGGUGCAUCUUGCGGGCGUGAGGCCACAACUGGGUUUCGGCAUGAAUUAAGAAGCUUGAAAGAUGGAGCGCAGCACAGUCCUUAUCCAACCCGGGCUCUGGACCAGGGACACCAGCUGGACACUCCUCUAUUUCCUGUGCUACAUCCUCCCUCAGACCUCCCCUCAAGUGCUCAGGAUCGGAGGGAUUUUUGAAACUGUGGAAAAUGAACCUGUUAAUGUUGAAGAAUUAGCUUUCAAGUUUGCAGUCACCAGUAUUAACCGAAACCGAACCUUGAUGCCCAAUACCACAUUAACCUAUGACAUCCAGAGAAUUAAUCUUUUUGAUAGUUUUGAAGCCUCCCGAAGAGCAUGCGACCAGCUGGCUCUCGGGGUGGCCGCACUCUUCGGCCCUUCCCACAGCUCCUCCGUCAGUGCUGUACAGUCUAUUUGCAAUGCUCUGGAAGUUCCACACAUUCAGACUCGCUGGAAACACCCUUCCGUGGACAGCAGAGACCUAUUUUAUAUCAACCUCUACCCGGACUAUGCGGCUAUCAGCAGGGCGGUCCUGGAUUUGGUCCUCUAUUACAACUGGAAAACAGUGACGGUGGUGUAUGAAGACAGCACAGGUCUAAUUCGUCUGCAAGAGCUCAUCAAAGCUCCCUCCAGAUACAACAUUAAAAUCAAAAUCCGCCAGCUUCCCCCUGCGAAUAAAGACGCCAAACCUCUGCUCAAGGAGAUGAAGAAAAGCAAAGAGUUCUAUGUGAUAUUUGAUUGUUCGCACGAAACAGCUGCGGAAAUUCUUAAGCAGAUUUUGUUCAUGGGCAUGAUGACUGAAUAUUAUCACUACUUCUUCACAACCCUGGACUUGUUUGCUUUAGAUCUGGAACUCUAUAGGUACAGCGGUGUAAAUAUGACUGGAUUUCGGUUGCUGAAUAUUGACAACCCUCACGUGUCAUCCAUCAUUGAGAAGUGGUCCAUGGAGAGGUUGCAGGCCCCGCCCAGACCCGAGACUGGUCUUCUGGAUGGCAUGAUGACAACUGAAGCAGCGCUGAUGUACGAUGCUGUGUACAUGGUAGCCAUUGCGUCCCACCGUGCCUCUCAGCUGACCGUCAGCUCCCUGCAGUGCCAUCGACAUAAGCCAUGGCGCCUUGGACCCAGAUUUAUGAACCUCAUCAAAGAGGCUCGGUGGGACGGCUUGACUGGGCGGAUCACCUUCAAUAAGACCGAUGGCUUGAGAAAGGAUUUUGACCUGGACAUUAUCAGUCUCAAAGAGGAAGGAACUGAAAAGGCCUCUGGUGAAGUGUCUAAACACUUGUAUAAAGUGUGGAAGAAGAUUGGGAUUUGGAACUCCAACAGUGGGCUGAACAUGACGGAUGGCAACAGAGACAGGUCCAACAAUAUCACGGACUCGCUGGCUAACCGCACACUCAUUGUCACCACUAUUCUGGAAGAGCCCUACGUGAUGUACAGGAAAUCCGAUAAGCCCUUGUAUGGAAACGACAGGUUUGAAGGAUAUUGCCUGGAUCUGCUGAAAGAACUGUCCAAUAUCCUGGGUUUUCUUUACGAUGUUAAACUGGUUCCUGAUGGCAAAUAUGGAGCACAGAAUGACAAAGGGGAAUGGAAUGGGAUGGUAAAAGAACUCAUCGACCACAGAGCUGACCUGGCAGUGGCCCCUCUCACCAUCACAUACGUACGGGAGAAAGUCAUUGACUUCUCCAAGCCCUUCAUGACCCUGGGCAUUAGCAUCCUUUACCGGAAGCCCAAUGGAACCAACCCGGGUGUCUUCUCCUUCCUCAACCCCCUAUCUCCGGACAUUUGGAUGUACGUGCUGCUCGCCUGCCUAGGAGUCAGUUGUGUACUGUUUGUGAUUGCGAGGUUCACACCCUACGAGUGGUAUAACCCCCACCCAUGCAACCCCGACUCAGACGUGGUGGAAAACAAUUUCACUUUGCUAAAUAGUUUCUGGUUUGGAGUUGGAGCUCUCAUGCAGCAAGGAUCAGAGCUGAUGCCCAAGGCUCUAUCGACCAGAAUAGUUGGAGGAAUAUGGUGGUUUUUCACCCUAAUCAUCAUUUCAUCCUACACGGCCAACCUGGCUGCCUUCUUGACGGUAGAAAGAAUGGAAUCCCCCAUCGAUUCCGCAGACGAUCUGGCCAAACAAACCAAGAUAGAAUAUGGGGCAGUCAGAGAUGGCUCGACGAUGACCUUCUUCAAGAAAUCAAAGAUCUCCACCUAUGAGAAAAUGUGGGCUUUCAUGAGCAGUAGACAGCAGAGCGCACUGGUUAAAAACAGUGACGAGGGGAUCCAAAGGGUGCUCACCACCGACUACGCACUGCUGAUGGAGUCCACCAGCAUUGAGUAUGUGACGCAGAGGAACUGCAACCUCACUCAGAUCGGGGGCCUCAUAGACUCCAAAGGCUAUGGAGUGGGGACGCCUAUCGGCUCCCCUUACCGGGAUAAAAUUACGAUUGCCAUUCUUCAACUGCAAGAAGAAGGGAAGCUUCAUAUGAUGAAAGAGAAGUGGUGGAGGGGGAAUGGCUGCCCUGAAGAAGACAGUAAGGAAGCCAGUGCUCUGGGAGUGGAAAAUAUCGGCGGCAUCUUCAUUGUUCUGGCUGCAGGACUCGUGCUUUCUGUGUUUGUAGCCAUUGGAGAAUUUUUAUACAAAUCACGGAAGAACAAUGACGUUGAGCAGGCUUUUUGUUUCUUUUAUGGACUGCAGUGUAAACAAACCCAUCCGACCAACUCCACUUCCGGGACUACUUUAUCUACAGAUGUAGAGUGUGGCAAAUUAUUACGAGAGGAAAAGGGGAUUCGGACACAGUCCUCAGUCCAUACUGUAUAACUUGGAUUUUUUUAAAAAGUUGUUUCCGGUAGAAUUGCUUGUAAUGAGUGUUGUUUGUGCCUGCAUCUAUUAAACUGAAGUAGCCAGUCUGCCCUUUUCCUUAUACAAGCAAAACGUACACACACUACUCCAGGCUCUCAGGUCAGACGGCUGGAACAUCCAUGCAAUACAUACUGACUGAUUCAGGGCUUUUAUAAGAGGAAUGUAUAUAUAGCAAACUAUUCUGUCCAAAACUGUCUUUUUGUGCUCUCUUUAUGCAUUAAAAAUAAAUGACAUUUUCUUCAUAAGCAAAAAAUUGAGACAUAUAACAGGGCAACGCAAGGGAAAAUGCUAGUUCCAGGAACUUCUUUGUAUUUUUGUGAACUUUCCCCCUCUACUUUUUCUCUCCCUGUCUCGUGUGUUCUUUAGACCUACAUAUUUCAAACUUUCUAUAGCUAUGUCAUUUCAACAAGUAUGCUAGUAACUCUAUUAACAUUGUUAAUGUUUAAAUAAAUUGGUCCCAAGAUUUUAAAUGCAUUAUUUACCCAAAACCUCAAAGGUGUCUUGGCUCUUACAGAUUCAGAAACCAACACUGAAAGAAUAAUGGUUGAACUUGAAUUUGAGGGGAGAUGACCUAACCUGAGCCUUUCUCAGGGAUGUGAGGCACAGUCAAAAAUGAUUUCUGGACAAGAACUCAGCAACAUCAGGCUUUCAAAGAGCAGUUAGCAGUCAUGUGUAGGUGUAGAGCCCCUGAGAACCUGAUUAGUUUCAAACCAUGUACUGUUUCCUAGAAUUACGAACUAAUUCAUGACAUCUUUCAUUUGCUGCUCACCUGCACUCACCCUGUGCAAUGAUGAGAAUCUUCCCACACGUUCGUGCACUUUCUUCCCACUCGCCUAAGAUAGAGUAGUUCUUCUUAACUCAUCUUUCCUGAGCCUUGCCAAGUUCACACUCAUUUCCCUAGACUCGUCACUCAUUAUUAGUGCAUCCUAAGUGUGCCAUGGGGACAGACAAGGUGGAGAAAAUAAAUACCAGAGACAAUUUCCAGACGCAUUAGUCACAGGUCUCUGCAGAUUUAUUUUCUACCUGCAUUCAAAGUGAAUAAUUCUCACACCAACUCGGCUUAGUGACACAGAAAGCCAAUGGCAUGCUUGAUUUGGUGUGACAGAAAGUGCCUGCUGUUUGCACUUGCUCCCUCCCCUUGGUAGAAAGCAGGGAAAUUGAGCUGCCUCUUGUCUCAGUUCAAUAUGGGAUCAGUUGGUCUUUGCUCUCUGUCAGAAAAUUACCUCUUGACUUACCAAGUGAUCCCCUAGAAUACAUUCCAGAGAAGGAGGUUUCUGGCAUCUGGACAAUCACGCGCAUGACCUUCCUGCUUAGCUUUGAAUGGGUUCUGGGAUCUUUGUCACAGCUCUUUCCAAUCAACUUUAUAUUUCCUUGGUAAAGCAUGAUCAGAAAAUUUGACUUCUGCACUGAUUGCUUCUCAGCCUUGUUCUUUAAAUAAAUUAGCUCUUUAUGAAAAUACCUAAAAAUUACAUUACUAUUUAUUUACUGUUAUUAAAGUGGGGAAAGACUACUGUGUGUCUCUGAUCAGAAUUCACAUUUUCGGGAUCAAUAGAAUCAGAUUACCAGGUGGGAUAAAAGCUACACCAGUCUCAGUUUCAUGACUUAUUGAUUCAGCGGACAGAAUCCAUGAGGUGCUUAAGUUUAUUUCCCAAAAUCUAUUUAAUACACCAAAGUGGCUAUAAAAUUUUCUGAGUGACUGAUGAUACAGAAAAUUCAAGCUGGCAAAGGCGAGCAAACUUCACCUUGCUGCAUAGACCAUUCUUAAGUUUGAUUCAGAGAUGAGCAAAGAAGUAAUUUCCUUCCAAAGUUAACAUUAGGAGGGCUUGGGACAUAGCUCAUUUAGAGACUGCUUACCUAGCUCACAAGGAGCUUGAGUGGUGCUUCCCAGUCCCAGUUAUGCACUAAACCAUGUACAGUCACACAAGACUGUAAUCCCAACCCUCAAGAGUUAAAGGCAGAAGGAUUAGAAAAUCAGGAUCAAUUACAUACUGAGUUUAAAGGAAGUCUGGACUACUUACUGGACACUUGUCCCAAAAAUUUUUAGAUAAAUAAAUAAAUGACAUUUUGUUUUAGACUGUAUGCUAUCUAACUCUGACAUUUAUCUAGUAUUUUAUAGUUUUCAAAACGUUUACACACACACACACAUCACAUCACAUUUGAUUCUUUCAGCAAUUUUAACUCAGCUUUAUUAUCAGAAGUAACAGAAAUUAGAGUCCAGACCCUUGAGUCAUGAGAAUAGGUUUAAGAGAAAAUUUUAUAAAUUAUCCAAACUCAGGUUCAAGCACAGCCUCAUUUGGAAUCACUGCAUGGAAUCACUACGUUUCAGUUUCUAAAUAUUUUCUAGCUUCAGUUUUCUAACAUCUAACACCAGGAGGUCAUUUUCUAGAAUACAAGGUUGCUUUGAAGAAAAUUUUUCCAAAGUAAGUGCCACUGGCAAGCACUUAAUGAAGUUUUCAUGGAGUUUCAGAGGGAACCAAGUUCAACACUCCCUUACCACAUGGUAUCUUAGACAUUUAAUAUGUUGCUGUGAUGGAGAAUUUCCAACCUAUUCAGUAUCUCUCAUUAGGUCAUAGUGUCUUUUCUAUAAAGCAACUGGCAAGACCUGUGUCCCCCAUAUAAUAAUCUACAUCUACCAUGAGAACUAAAUGAAAUCGCAUCAUGGCAUGGAACAUAAAACUACUUCAGUCUUGAUAACAAAUAGAGAUCAAAAAAUAUGGCCUCCUAUAGAAAAAUUAAAUAUUUCUUUCUGAUCACAUGAGAAAAUGAAUUCAGCAUCUUAAAACAUACAUAGAUUUAGAAAAUGAGAUUGUGAAUAUUAAGUUCAAACACUGUCCAAUUUUCCCUGAGCAUCUGUUAAAAUGAAUGAAUGGCAAAGUCACUAUACUCAAGGGAAGAGCCUGCAUCAGGAAGCUAUGAGGAUGAAUAGGGGUAGCUUUGGGCAGGUCUCUUCAGACAGUUAAAUCUAAUGUGAAGUUAGGGAAAGGCAGUUAUAAUCGUUUGAGACAUUCAGUUGAUUCUAAUAGUCAGGAAGAGUUAUGAUUCACUAAUCCAAGCAGUACUUUAAGUGUGAAAUUGGAUCCCAAUUAAUCAUUACUUUGUAUGAAUCGACUCAAACCAAAAAUAGAGCUACUAAUUCUAAGUGAUAUAUGAUAGAUGGUUAGAUAAAUAGAUACAUACAUACAUAUAUACAUACAUGCAUACAUACAAAGACAGACAGAUAGAUGAUAAAUAGAUACAUAGAUGAAUAGAUAGAUACAUAGAUAGACAGAUAGACAGAUACAUAGACACACAGAUAGAUACAUAGAUACAUAAAUAGAUAGAUACAUAGAUACAUACAUAGAUACAUAGAUACAUACAUAGAUAGAUACAGAUGGAUACAUAGAUAGACAGAUACAUAGAUAGAUGAUAGAUAAAUAGAAAAGUUACCUUGAACAUAGCAGUUUUGUCAGGUUAAAUGGUGAGCAUACAUACAUACACAGAUAGAUAGAUAGAUACAUACAUACAUACAUAUAUACAUAGACAGACAGACAGAUAGAUACAUAGAUAGAUACAUAGAUAAAGAGACAGACAGAUUUAGCAUCUGAUAUACAAUGUGUAUUUUUAAGACAGAAACUUCAUGAUAUUGAUAAUCUCAUGGUAAAACAUAUUGGUAAAACAUAGAUCUAUUCCUACUCAAAAUGAUCAAGUAAGUAGUUUGUUGCUGCCUGGGGCCUUUGUAGAUAUUUUUUCUACUUCUCUUCUUUUUCUAACAACCAGUUCUUGUUGCCAUGGCAAUGGCUACUGAGACCACAUUGACCUCUGCAGGGUCCAUUGCGUUUCAAGUGAAAUUUAGAACAAAAACCACCAGAUCGCAUUUGCAUCAUUAGUUCAGAGAAUUUAGUAUAAAUCACAAUCAUCAGGAGGAGAGAUUUGCAUUCCCCUCCAGCUCCAUAUGCUCACUUGGGGGACACAGCCAGGAGUCAGCAUGUGUCAUCGAGCCUAAAAAAGAAUAUUUAAAAUUUGUUGUGUGCAUUAGUCUCCACUAAAGUUACCUUGGAUAUAUUAAUUUUCUCCAAAAUCCAGUCAUACAUGUGAAUCGUGAACUGUCUUGAAUGCUAAAGAUGGUUUGAUAGUUUUUUUUACAUAUAUUUAUUUCACAAUAAUCCUGAAUACAGUUGCUUUAGUUUAAAGCACUUGGGGAAAAUGGGCUUUUAUUAAAAAAGAAAAGAAAAAAGAAAGAAAGAAAAGUUACCUUGAACAUAGCAGUUUUGUCAGGUUAAAUGGUGAGCAUCAAUUUCUAUAACACAGUAGCAGGUUGUGAGUUAUAUUUUUAAAAUACUGCUUAAAGUCAAGCAGAAAGGCAGAAGGGUAUUAAAAGAUUGAACAAAGACAUCAGUAAUAAUAGCAUUAUAUUAAUUUGUCUCUUCCUAAGUCUGUCCGUCACCUGAUUCAAAGAAGAAAAGCAAUAAAGCUUCAUAUUGUACUUUGCCGAUUUGGACUAAAAUUACAAAUUGAAUUUUUACAUUUUUUUCAGCAAAACUACAUAAGCAAUAGGAAAAUCAGCUGGGUCCAUAUGAUUAUAAGCGUAUUUAAAAAAUCGCUUUCAAAAGUCCUCGCUGUAUUUGACAAGCAUUAUGUUAUAUUGUUUAUGAGCCAUAAUGCAGUGCCGCAGUGAAUUCCAAUUAAUCCCCGAGCCUGUGGUGUUUAGGCUACAAGCUCUGUUUACUAGUCAGCCUGACCAUGGAGAAGCAAGGCGAAAGAACGCAUUUUUUCCUGUACUGAUUUCCAUUUUUCCUAGUUGCUGCAAAAGGCAUCAUAAAUUAAUCCCUUGUGGAGAGUAAAGGGCCCCUGCUUGCUGCCAACAUUGUAGCUCACCUGUGCAAGCCAUCAUCUCACUAAGCUCACCAAUCUGGGGAUUGGUAGUCCAGAUGCACCGGAAUUAGAAUCAUUUCAACAUUCGAAGUUCCUCCCACAGAAACUGCCAAUGUGGGCAAGAAGGCUCUUUCUGAAACUUUCAAAGGAUUUCUAUUUACAAGUGUUAGAGCAUGCUGGGAAGAGCGAGUCCAGACCCCAGUUGCACAGCCAAACUUGGACUUCAUUGGUGUUAGGCCGAAUCCACCUGAUGCCUAGACAAUUUAACAGUGGGCGUGGUCCUCACAAUGUAUACACAGCAAAGCUCAUAACGAAAAGCUGAGGGAUUGAGUGUUGUUACUAUAGUUUCUGCGACAAUUAAGACAGUUGAGUAAACUUAGCUGAAAUUGCUUUUCUUCCCAAUUUUCCAGUUGAAUGACAUUUCCAAAUUUAAAGUAGCCAAAUAUAAAAUAAUCCGCUUCUAAAAAGGCUUCCCUGACCUAGUCAUCUCUGUGUGGUUUAUUUACAUCCACAGAAACUAAGAGACAACUGUCCAAAAGGAGUCUGCCAUGGCUCCUGUCCGUACACUUACAUGUGUCCGUCUGCAGCUCCAUUGUUUCCUCUUUGGUGUGAUCAACUUAUUUGACAAAUGAUGCAGAAGCCUGUUGUUUUUGUGCUGGUGGGAAGACUGCCUUUUCAUAGACACCCAAACACUAUUAUCACAGAAGUGAGGAGACAUUUAGUAUUCAUCUACAGAUCCCUUCUUCUAUAUGCAAAUAACACUGUCUUAUAAACCCAACUCUAAAUAUCCUAAGUGGCCCAAUAGAAUUAAAAGGAGUCUUGAGAAUUAAAACAGUCCAGUUCUCCAUCCUGCUGCUGAAUGGCCAUGUGACUCUCACUGAGUGAAUUUGUUUCCUCAACCCGUCUCCUCAACUUUAGACAGAUAGAAUUUGAGGGCACCAUCUCACCGAAAACAAUUUUUAAAUAUGCUAGAAAAAAAUGGAAAGGAAAUAACAUAUCAAAAGUAGAAUGGAAAUAAAAAUCCUCUUGUGUAUGUAUUUUAGGAUGGCUCUGUGUGUCUCCUAAACACACUGCAUCUUUAAGAUAAGUGGGAUUGCAUUGCUCUGCCAGCACUUCAGCGAAAGGCCCUCUGUGGACAGAGAAAAGAAUCCAGUCAGACAACACAACAUCAAGAGUGAGGGGAAGCUCACACAAAUGAACAUAGGCAAAUUGUUCCAAACACUGAUGCUGCAGAAGUGGGUCAUCCUCAACUUUGGGGAACUAUAUAUUAAAUCAAAACACACACAGACAGACAGACAGAGACAGGCAGGUGGACAGAUGGAUGGAUGGACAGACAGGAGGAAUGUACAUAGACAGUUCUUGGAAGCAUAGAAUUAAUUACACACAAAUUGGUAAAGGAGAAACAAACAGGACAUGGUAUGAGGUAGGACCCAAGUCUGAAAGCAGAACCUAAGAAUGCUGGGAAAGAUAGAGAAAAGGGACAGCAUGCAUUUGUUUUCCAUCACCUUGCCUUCUCCGUUUUUGCUUUGUCAAGCUUGAGAUGAGCCAACCUUUCAGCAUUUGAGUACCAAGUUGACUUCUAAUUUAUAAUGCAGCAGGACCCUUGGGGCUGCAUGACUUUUAACUUCAGGAUCCCGAUGUUUCAUUGAAUAAAUCAAGUGUCCUAAUCCAAGUAGUUUAUAAGUAGCAGCAUUUCAAAUUCAGGCAUUGGAGGAAUGUAGACAGUACAGUUUUUCCUAUCUUAUUUUGCUCCCUUUCCCCAAUUUUUCACCAUUGAAACAAAAGACAGCACUGAGGGAAAACUAUGCCUGCUUAGAUGCUACUUGAAUUUCUAAAGACCAUUGCAGAGUCUACUCCCAACUCAAGACAAGGCAGAAAAAAAAAAUGGAAAUCUUAGAAGAAGCCUGAGGGAAUGGUGAAGAGAAGUACCUUUAUUAGCUUUGCUAAGGAGAGUUUAGAAAGUGGUAAGACG